UAACAUUAUGCUGAAUCAAGAACUACAAGAACUGAGAAAAGUAUUACAGGAUGUCUCCAACACACUGGAAAAGUUUGGAUCUCAGAAGACAAGCAUCGGAGCCAAUGAUCGCUUCCAGGAUGUGAUGGGACACUUUAUAUCACAGGCGUCAGAUGAGAUCCAGGGUCUGUUCCGUCUCCAAGCUAAUACCAUGGAGGAAUUCCAGGCCAUGGUUCAGUUCUUUGGGGAAGACUCCAAGAAAUCAACAACGGAAAUAUUUGGGAUCUUCUCGGAGUUCAUCACAAAGUUUGAAAGAGGACAUCGUCACAACAUGGUGUAUAAACGGCGCUAACAUCAAACAUCAAGUCACUGAAAGUGCAAUAAAGGCAGCUACAAAUUAAAUUUCCUCUCCAUUUACUUACUAUAUGUACUUUUGUUUCCAUCGUUGUGACACAGGACAGUUUCAUCAUUACAAUCUUUGGACCAGUUAUUUGUUUGUAUCAUGUGAACUAUAUAUCUUCCUUUGUAAUGUGUAAUUAUGGGAACUACAGUGCCUUCAGGAUAGAGAAUGUUUCUGACGACAAAGAAUACUUUAUCAGAAUCAUGUCACAGAUGAAGACAUGAAUUGUCACUGCUUAUAGAUAACAACAACUGUGUCACUGAUAUCAUACAACAACUGUGUC
Molecule: messenger RNA, 662 nt
Organism: Mizuhopecten yessoensis (Yesso scallop)
Lineage: Eukaryota; Metazoa; Mollusca; Bivalvia; Pectinida; Pectinidae
Product: delphilin-like
Exons: 4
Coding region: 8-331 (107 amino acids)
Source: RefSeq, a predicted model, not a curated record